AAAUCGCGGUUAGCGUUACGUAAAGCGAGCGAUCGAGCCAGCGAAUCAACGGUCUCGCGCGCGCUGCUCACGAGUCGCGUACGAUGAACGGCGGUUAACAAUACGACGGUGUCAACGCGGAGUGAGAUAAAUAGAGAGAGAGAGAGAGAGACGCGGCGGCGUGGACGUUACAUCUCACAGACAGAGCGCAAUCGCCGUCAGUCGCCGUCGGUCGGUCGGUCGGUCGCUGUAGGUGGAAGAGGUAGCUCGCGCUCUCGCCGAUAGAGCAUCUCGUGCAACGCGAUCUCCGCCGUUUCAAGGACGACAAGUCGGCCGGAAUUGAGCGCGAAAGCUAUUAUUUACGGAAAGUGGUGGUUUCGUGAGGGCGUAGUGAGACGGACGACGACGGCUUUUCCUCCUCUCUCUCUCUCUCUCUCACACGCGUAGCAGUAGCCCACGCACUGUGCAUACACUUGUUCUGUCACACGCGCGUGACUCCACGCGCGAAAGGUGACAGCUUCGCGAUAACGGCGGGCAGACACUGGCAGCCUGGUGAUUCAGUGCUCUUUCUUUCUUGGCACUGUCGGAUUAUUCAUUCGAUCCAGCCGGAACUCGAUUUGUCCGCACUGAACUCGGCCGCCGAGGAGGUGAGCUCCGGUUGGCACAAGUAUUCGACACUCGAGAGAGUUUCUCUCGUUUCCAGAGGCACUCCGGCGAGAUGUCCAACGGCCGGAGCGAGGUCGACCCGUUCAGCGAGACGCCCAUGGAGCUUGAGCCCUGCGAAGGCAAUGGUCAAGCAAUCAUAGAUGAAAGUCCAAAAAACGGCUUGGAGACUAAUGCUGUGGGUGAAGCUGCUUACGCAGAACCGUUGACACCGGAAGAGAUACGAUGGUUUUACAAAGACGGAGUCGACAAAAGAUGGGUGGAGUUUUGCGGAUACGAUAGCUUGAGGAUCGAGAAGAUUUAUCAGGACCGUCAGGAUUUGCUCGGCAGAAUUGAUGCUGAGACGGACAGUCUGCCGCCCGCUGAGAAAAUUGUAGUCAGGGGAGGCAUGUACGAUGUUGAAAUCGAUAAUAUGAAGUGCGUUUCCAUAUACUGGCCAGGCGAAGAAUGGGAAAUUAUGAGAGCCACAUGGUACUACGAUGGUAGCUGGAUACCGUUAGAAUCGGAACAUUCCAAAGUAAUAGAGGAGGUCCAUCUUAACCUAUUCCAAAGGGAAAGCAACAAUCAAAGUAGUUCUAAGUGCGAUACAAAUAAUCAGUCCUACAAAGUUCUACAUACCGAACAGUUCUCCGAAUUUCACGUUGACUGGCACACGAUUAACGAUGUUACGUUAUAUAGUGAAUAUACACCUACUAAACUGAUGCGCAGCGUUACGUCAAAAUUGGGCUUCACCAAGACGACGGGUUAUCGGUUAAAAAGGGGAUAUAAAACGCGCGCGAAUAUGGAAAAUAAGCCGCGUGACAUUGACCAUUUAGUGUUCGUCGUCCACGGGAUAGGACAGAAGCGAGACACGGGGAAAAUUAUACGUAAUACCACGUGUUUCAGGGAUUGCGUGGACUGGCUCAAGCAGAAAUAUUUCCCCAAUUCGAAGCACCGGGUGGAAUUCUUCGCGGUUGAGUGGCGGUCGUCGUUGAAAUUGGACGGAGAUAUAGUGGACGCGAUCACGCCUUACAGCGUACUGAGUAUACGCCACUUGCUGAACGCAUCGGCGAUGGAUAUUCUGUAUUACACGAGCCCCCUGUACGGCGCCGAGGUCAGAGCCGGUCUGCAGAAGGAGCUGAACAGGCUGUACUUUAUGUUCGCGAGCCGGCACCCGGGUUGGCAAGGAAAGGUGUCGAUCUUGGCGCACUCUCUGGGAUGUGUGAUUGUGUACGACAUAGUUACAGGCUGGAUGGGCCCGGACACGCGACUCCCAUCCCCGGCGCAGGAAGUUUUACUCCAAGGAUUGCAAUUUCCCAUCGAGAAUUUGUUUUGCCUGGGCUCGCCGCUGUCCGUAUUCUUAGCGUUGCGCACACGCACCCCAUCCAACAGGCUGGACGUGAUGCCGCAGGGCUUGUGCAAGAGAUUUUACAACAUAUUUCAUUGGUCCGACCCGGUGGCUUACCGGAUGGAACCGCUCUUAGAGAGAGGUUACAGUAAGAUCGAGCCGGUCCUCAUACCUCCGUACGGCGGUGUCGACGGGCAGCAGUCGAUGGAACGGUCCCCCUCGUCCUUCAAUAACGGAGAUCCAGUUCUACCGCCUACAGAAACUGAUGAUAAGGACGACAGUCCAGUGGGUACGCCGAACCGGAGCGCGGAGAAGGGUUGGAGCCUGUGGGAUUUAGUCCGAGGCGGCUGGAACGUGAAAGAAGGCCCGUCUUCGCCGACGCCAGAUUCAAACCCACCAAUCCGUCCAGAGCAAGAAUUAACGCAGCGACUGGACUACGUGCUGCGCGCUGUCGGUUUAGGAAGGAAUUAUUUGUACACAGUAACGGCUCACACGGCAUACUGGAAUAAUUACGACGUGGCCUAUUUCGUAUUAACGAGACUCUUCCCGACGCUAGAAACGUGAUGGCGGUUUAAACGUUUUGACGCGAACCGCUGGCGGAUUCUGAUAAGAUGUUCUAGUCCAUUGUAGGCCCGCCGGACGUGAUAUAGCAUAUAUAAAUGGGCCUACCACCAAAACAGUCUGUGAUAACGGUAAAACGAUACAAUAAUAACGUUGCAAAUUCUAUAUCGGGAAAUCGAUCAUUUUAUAUAUCGCCCGCAUAAUUUAGUAACGCUAAUUCCGGUCGAGUUACAUGAGACGAGAGAACUUUAUCAUCUGCUCGUAUUUUGGAAAGUAACUUGUUUGUAUUGAAACGAUGAUCCGACGGUGAUCGACGAUUUGUAACGUAGCGUAAAACAGAGUUGCGUCUCAUCGUAGGGAAAAAGUACGAAAGAACUAAGUUUCGCGCUUUGUGUUAACCUCCCGAUGAAUAUAGUUUAUGCGAAAUAUUUAAGUACAGACGCUCCUUAUGAUUGCUAUACUUGUUAUCGACAUAACCUAGUUGUUUUUCAGAUAGUUUAUCGGCAACUAAUAUAUUCCCGUUGAUUGCCUUUGUUGUAUAUUGCCAUGUGUAAAUAAGCGACAUAUUUUAAGAUCAGUAUCUAAUAUUAAAUACGUUUAUCGAUCCUAGGGUAACGCGCGAGAUAAGGUGAUGCUUAGAAAUUUUUCUUACACGCAUUCAAGCCGUUACUCUCGAGUUACUAUGAGAAUACUUCUCGAGACCGAUUUCGUCAGUAAUACAGAAACAUGAAACACCAUAUGUCUCUAACUUAGAGUUUUAAAUAACAUGUAAUUCAUCAUAAGGCACAGUAACGCGCGCUACUUAAAAAGUAUAGUAUGAUUUUAUAACUGAUUUUAUAUGAUUAAUUUUCGAUAGCAAAUUUCUAUUAUAAUGCAAAUAAUUAUAAAUAUUGCUCCAUACUGCUUUAACUUGCUUAAGUGAUCAGAGUAUUCUUACUAUACGCAUUCUAUGAACGCGAGUGGAAUUAGAAAUCUUCGGACGCGACGACACCGAUUUUUCCUCUUUUUCUGUAAAGAGAUUUUACAGGAAUAAAAGUUGGUUACUCCGAUGGAGGGUAACUUAAGUUCAGUGAUUUCACACGAACGCUGUGCGAUAAUUAUUUAAUAAGGAAAAUAAUUAUUAGAUAUUGAAUUUUUGUCUCAGUUUACAAUGAGAAUUGUCCUGCAUAUUACAGAUUCGGAUAGGAUAACGUGGACAAUUAGCCUAAAAGAUUCUCUUUACGUUUGGAAGAUAAUCUAUUUUUACAUGUCGUCCACACAUUCGGCGAAUAACACUACUUUUAUUUAUGCAAUUUAUAGCUAUAUUUCCAUUUGUUUAGUCACUUAUAUUUUAUUAUUUUAUAGAGGGCAUAAUUUUCGUUGCCUUUGUUAUAUAUAUUAUGAAAUUGUUUGGAUGCUGAAGUUUAUUAAUGCCAAAAAAAUGCAGUAUUGUUGCUUAACACACACACACACACACACACACACACACACACACACACACACACACACACACACACACACGUCUGAAAUUCGUCCGUACAAAAGAAUACUAGUUUUUUGAAGUCGGACCGAACGAUUUAUCAGU
Molecule: messenger RNA, 4094 nt
Organism: Dinoponera quadriceps
Lineage: Eukaryota; Metazoa; Arthropoda; Insecta; Hymenoptera; Formicidae
Product: phospholipase DDHD1-like
Exons: 10
Coding region: 698-2533 (611 amino acids)
Cellular component (GO): cytoplasm
Molecular function (GO): glycerophospholipase activity; metal ion binding
Source: RefSeq, a predicted model, not a curated record